GCACAAAUUGACCACCAUGAUAUUAUAUUAUAUAGAGCAAUUAAAGAAUUAGAAAAUCUGUCAAAUGAACUUAUUAAUAAAUGGACAAUUUAUUCAGGGUUGUUAGAAACAUUCAGUGAAAAUUUUGAUUUGGAUAAAUAUUGGCAUGAGAAAAUAGAUAUGUUACCAAAUAUUAGUAAUAUCGCAUUAGUAUAUAUUUGGCUACCAGUUUCGGAAGUUGAUGUAGAGCAUAGCUUUUCAGCUUAUAAACGAAUUUUGGCAGAUAAUAGACAUGCUUU
This is a messenger RNA of Racocetra persica, 278 nucleotides long. The record is from the annotation of a GenBank genome assembly. Lineage: Eukaryota; Fungi; Glomeromycota; Glomeromycetes; Diversisporales; Gigasporaceae.